Molecule: messenger RNA, 210 nt
Organism: Miscanthus lutarioriparius
Lineage: Eukaryota; Viridiplantae; Streptophyta; Magnoliopsida; Poales; Poaceae
Source: the annotation of a GenBank genome assembly
AUGUCGCGAAGGGGCUGCACCAAGGAGCACUUCUUCUCUGAAGCUGACAUGGAGACGAUCAAUAUGGACAAUCGACUCAAGGAUCUCGUGAAAAUAGAUUCUAAGAUGGUCAAGAAGAUUCUCCAUAACCGGGAAUACGCAAGCACAAAGAUGAGAGGUGCAAAAAAGCAAACCACAUCCAAGAUCUUCAGCGCCGGGCUGAUGCACUAA